CGUGCAACAUCAACAGGUUCCUGUUCAGCCUCAGCAAGUGCCGAUGCAACAUCAACAGCAACAACAUCACCAAGGGCAUCCUCAAAGGUCGCAACAGAUUUUGAAUGCCGCUAAUAUUGCACAAGAAAAAGAACAUAUAGCUGAACAUUUGGAACUACCAAUCGACACAAGCAAAAUGUCCGAACAAGAACUACAAUUCCACUAUUUCAAAAUGCACGAUGCAGACAACAACAACAAACUCGAUGGCUGUGAACUAAUUAAAUCCCUCAUCCAUUGGCACGAACAAGGCAGCAAAGAGGCCCACAACACCCAAGGAGGAGGCCACGCUCCUCAUGCCGAGGAAAAAAUCUUCUCAGACGAUGAACUGGUGUCACUGAUUGAUCCAAUUCUAUCGAUGGACGAUGCCAGUAAAGACGGUUACAUCGACUACCCUGAGUUUGUGAGGGCUCAAUCGAAGGCUGCUAAAGGAAACUAAUUAAUAAUAAAA
Ctenocephalides felis (cat flea) is the source of this 487-nucleotide messenger RNA. Its product is annotated as multiple coagulation factor deficiency protein 2-like. The record is from RefSeq and is a predicted model, not a curated record. Gene Ontology annotation, molecular function: calcium ion binding. The transcript has 4 exons. Lineage: Eukaryota; Metazoa; Arthropoda; Insecta; Siphonaptera; Pulicidae. The coding region runs from base 44 to 475 and encodes 143 amino acids.